Messenger RNA from Cucurbitaria berberidis CBS 394.84, 1140 nucleotides. RefSeq names its product glycoside hydrolase family 105 protein. Lineage: Eukaryota; Fungi; Ascomycota; Dothideomycetes; Pleosporales; Cucurbitariaceae. Gene Ontology annotation, biological process: carbohydrate metabolic process. The coding region runs from base 1 to 1140 and encodes 379 amino acids. The transcript has a single exon. The record is from RefSeq and is a predicted model, not a curated record.
AUGUCCACCCUCACAAUCCACGGUCUUACAAAAGGCCAAAUAGACGAGAAGAUUCUCCUCUUAACCCACAACCUCAUAAAUAUCCACGACACAACCGGCGAGUUCCUCCUCAAACUAGACGACGGCCGCAUCAUCGACACCAAAGGUUGGGAUGGCUGGGAAUGGACGCAUGGCAUUGGAUUGUACGGACUAUGGCACUACUACACCCUCACAGGCUCCACCGCCACCCUAGACAUCAUGAAAGGGUGGUUUGAGAAGCAGCUAGGCAAGGGAACGACCAAGAACAUCAACACCAUGAGCCCAUUUCUGACGCUCGCGUUCCUAUACGAGGAGACGGGCAACAAGACUUUUUUGCCUUGGUUAGAUACAUGGGCGGAGUGGGUCAUGCAUGGACUGCCCCGGACAAAGUUUGGCGGCUUCCAACACGAAACGUACAAUUCCUUCAACAAGGACGAGUUGUGGGACGACACGCUCAUGAUGAGCGCUCUCCCCCUCGCGAAAAUCGGCUUAACCCUGAACCGCCCAGAGUACGUGGAGGAAGCAAAGAGGCAGUUCCUGCUGCACUGCCAGUACCUGUUCGACACAUCCACGGGCCUCUUCUACCACGGCUGGAAAUGGGAGGACAAAGAGGGGUCGCUGGAAGUCGGCCACAACUUUGCGAAGGCGCGGUGGGCAAGGGGAAACUCGUGGCUUACGAUUGCUAUCCCGGACUUCAUUGAGCUGCUUGAUCUGAAGGAGUCGGAUCCGCUGCGCCAGUUCCUCAUCGGCAUCCUCGAAUCGCAGUGCAAAGCGCUCGUCAAACUGCAGGCGGAGAACGGCAUGUGGCGCACGCUGCUGGACAUUCCUGUAUCCGACGGCUCGUAUGAGGAGGCGUCUGCCACAGCUGGGUUUGCCUAUGGCAUGUUGAAGGCGGUUAGGAAACGGUAUAUCAGCGGGGAUGUGUACUUGGAGUCGGCGGUCAAGGCUAUCAAAGCGGUGAUUGGCAAGAUCAACCCCGAAGGAGAGUUGUUGGAGGUCAGCUUCGGCACGGCCAUGGGCCACGAUCUGAAGCAUUACAAGGACAUUGCGUUGACGAGUAUGCCGUAUGGACAGGCCAUGGCUAUCAUGGCGUUGGGAGAGUUCUUGAGGACGUUCAUCUAA